Molecule: messenger RNA, 1344 nt
Organism: Brassicogethes aeneus
Lineage: Eukaryota; Metazoa; Arthropoda; Insecta; Coleoptera; Nitidulidae
Source: the annotation of a GenBank genome assembly
AUGCCUUCUACUAUUUCAAAUAACGAAAUAUUUGAAGUGAUUAAAAAAAUAAAAGAACAAAACGUCAAUAUUCAAAACGAUAUUACUGCAAUUAAAAUAGAGAGCACUAAACAAAAAGAACGAAUAGAGGAAUUUAUAACAAAAAUAAAUAAAUUGGAGCAGGACAAUCAAAGUAUAAUAAAGCAACUAAACGUCGUAGAAUCAGCAAUUAAAAAUAAUAAUAUUAUUUAUGGAUUUAAGGAAACUAAUGUUAAACUUUUGGAUCAUGUUAUAGAUUUUUUUGCCAAGACUGUACGAGUUAAUAUAACUGAAAAAGAAAUUAACAAUAUAUAUAGAAUAGGAAAAGGUGAAGACAAACAAAAAAUUAAACCUAUUUUUCUGCAGUUGGUUUCAAAUUUGAAAAAGCAAGAAAUCUUUGGAAAUGUAAAAAAUCUAAAAGGGUUCGGUAUAAGUAUUUCUAAUGAUUUAAACCCAGAAGAAAGAAAAAAACAAAAAAUAUUAUACAAAGAGCUAAAGAAGGCAAGAAUAGCAAAAAAAGAAGCAUUUAUAAAGAACAAUAAAUUAGUUAUAGACGGCAAAGUCUUAACGUACGAAGAUCUUAAAGUCAGCUUUGAAAAAGAAAAAAUAACAAAUAAACCGUCAGAAGAAGCUUCUACAUCUACUACCCAAAAUAAAACUGCAGACAUUGAAGAGGGUGAAGAAUCAUCAGAGUCGGACAUAGAAACGGAUAAAGAAUCGGAUGCAGGAAAGAAAGAAGUUAAAGAAGAUAAAUUAAAGACUGAUAAAAAAAGAAAAAAGACCGUCACCUCCCCAAAAUCAAAAUCAAGAAAAAUUAACAAUAUAUAUAGAAUAGGAAAAGGUGAAGACAAACAAAAAAUUAAACCUAUUUUUCUGCAGUUGGUUUCAAAUUUGAAAAAGCAAGAAAUCUUUGGAAAUGUAAAAAAUCUAAAAGGGUUCGGUAUAAGUAUUUCUAAUGAUUUAAACCCAGAAGAAAGAAAAAAACAAAAAAUAUUAUACGAAGAGCUAAAGAAGGCAAGAAUAGCAAAAAAAGAAGCAUUUAUAAAGAACAAUAAAUUAGUUAUAGACGGCAAAGUCUUAACGUACGAAGAUCUUAAAGUCAGCUUUGAAAAAGAAAAAAUAACAAAUAAACCGUCAGAAGAAGCUUCUACAUCUACUACCCAAAAUAAAACUGCAGACAUUGAAGAGGACAUAGAAACGGAUAAAGAAUCGGAUGCAGGAAAGAAAGAAGUUAAAGAAGAUAAAUUAAAGACUGAUAAAAAAAGAAAAAAGACCGUCACCUCCCCAAAAUCAAAAUCAAGAAAAUUUUUUAAGAAAAACUAUUAA